Molecule: messenger RNA, 3876 nt
Organism: Copidosoma floridanum
Lineage: Eukaryota; Metazoa; Arthropoda; Insecta; Hymenoptera; Encyrtidae
Gene: prd1
Product: pleckstrin homology domain-containing protein pruning defect 1
Biological process (GO): Golgi organization; regulation of protein localization; lysosome localization
Cellular component (GO): endosome membrane
Molecular function (GO): kinesin binding
Source: RefSeq, a predicted model, not a curated record
AGCAAGCACAGCCACCAGACGUCGUGGGCUGCACCGAACAAGUUGAUCAGGCGAAUUGUCAUUAUCGUCGUAAUAAUCACGCGGAUGGAAAGGAUGGCUUGAAAAAAAGGGCAAAGGCGAAAGUUAAGAUGCCGGGCUAUCAGCAGGACGUGGACAUGGAGUUCUGCACCGACAAGGUCUUGUCCAAGGGCAGGAUACUGCAAGAGCUCACCAGAGCCGUCAAGCUCGUAUAUGCUCAAAGCCUACACGGUACUGUGGUACUGGAUGGUGACUCCAGGCUGGUCUAUUGGUUGGACAGAGCCCUGCGACAUGGCUUGCGCAUCGAACGGCACGGCUAUUGGGGCACAGCCCGAGAACUAAGUCACCAAGACACUGUUGUUGUCAUCCAUGCUUUGCAAAACGUCCUAACUUCAAUAGGAAAAGGGAGAGCAUGGUUGUAUCAUACAUUGAGCGAGGGUAGCUUUGAAAGUUAUCUCGCUUGUAUGCUCAGAGAUGUAAAAACCUUGAAGAAGCAAUACUUUCCACAUGCACUUGUCAGAGAUGCCGACAGGACCAACCAGUUGAUAAAUCUGCUGGUUGGACUGGAAAAUGUCUCGUUCACGUUGCAACUGGACGUCACGUACCUGGACAUCUGCAAUUACAUGACACAGCAUCCCAUGAGCGGCUCGCCAUCGGGCACGGCAUUGAGCUUGCACUUGCGCACCGUCAGUUUGUCGUCGAGUCUGGCAUCACCCGGAGACAGUGGUGUCGCGUUAGACAGCGAUAUGGACGCCGCCAACGAGACCGACACCAGCAGCUACAAAGAGGACUGUAACUUCUAUGUCAAUGACACAAUGGACACUAACUGCGCGUCAAAGGCUACGGACUGCGAGAACAACGGCAUCCUACUCAACUCUAGUUACGGCAACAGCCCGCACUACUACUACAGUAGCGUCGAGCCGGUCACCGGCGGCACCGGCUACAGUUUCAAGCGAGUAACUACCGGCCUGAAAACGGACCAGUCACGCCCGCAUGGCAACUCAUACGUGAUAAACAAUGAGACGAAUCUGCUCGAGCUGAGCAUGACGAUAUCGGAUUGCGAUAAUGCCGAGGCGUCCUACAACAUCCUCGAUGCCAUAAGCAUGGUACCAUCGCUGCCACCGGUGCCGGUAAACAACAACAGUAACGGCAACAGUAGCAAUAGCAGCAUACUGUCAUCGUCGAGUUCAGAGGUCUCGGUUCAGCUCAGACAACAACGUAAGAAGAAGCGCAGCGAGACCAAGAAGCGCGUCAGCUUUCACGAGGACAUUUUCAAGAUGAUGAAACUCGACGAUGACGAAAACUACGUCGACUGCUGUUCACCAUCGUCGGCGAGCUACGGUGGUGGUGCCACCUGCUAUGCCCAGCAGCGAGUCAAGAGGGAGCUGCCGCAGAAGAGCAGGUAUAGCUGGUGUGCCAAUGGGGAUUACUCGCCUUACGUACGAAGGGGAACGGUGGGUCCGAGGAGGAACGCCUUUUCAGACUGCUACUCAUCCACAUCGUCGCUGAGCAUAUUUGAUGGCAGUGACGCGGAACGUAAAUCGGGCCGCGUUGACCACGAGAACAACUACCAGGAGGAUGGAGAUGACACGGAAGUGCAGGAGGCUAUGACGUGUGCAUGCAUCGCGAUGGCGGAGAGGGGCGUACCUGAAGGCCGGGAAGAACCCAUGGGGGCCCCUGUCAGAUGUAAAAUCGAGCUCGAGCUCGAGGAGAAUGAGGCUCUGGAGGCUUACACCGUCGAGGAAGAAUGCGGGGUUGUACACGAAGAUCCGCUGGUGAAGCUUGAAAUGCCCACAUUGCCCGAUGCCAAUGGCGGCAAACCACUGGGAAAGUAUGCAAGCUCGAACGACUGGUCGGAUCUCGAGAGCGUGACCACGAUAUCGGACAAUCCAGAGGAUCGCCGUGGCAGUGUUAGUGCUGCUAGUACUUGUAGCAACAACAACAACAAUAACAACAAUAACAACAAUACCACCACCAACAAUAAUAACAAUAACAGUAACAAUAAUCGUCAUCUGGCCUCACCAGUGCGAAGGCGAAACACGACCACAGCAAUUCUGAGCAGCGGCGAGAGUAGCCGCUUCAUGCCGGCCGGCACGCAGCCAGCUGCUAUGAGACAGGCACCCUCGAAGUCGUCGCUGCUGAGCCGAUUCCUGCGUUCCAUAACCGAACGCAAGUUCGAAUCGAAGCGAGACAGGAGAAUGACAUCAAAGUCGAGCCAUGGUAUGGCACUAUUGGUCAAACGGUCAAAAGUAGAUCCAGCCCUGCUAAAGGAGUUCGACGACUCUCUGGCGAAGGAGAUCCGAGAGGCUGCUGCGCCCGGCGAGAGGGAGCUCAGUGGAGAGAUAGUAGGAGCCAAGGUUAGGGAGACCUUAAGGAGGAGCAUCUACAGGGACAAGACCGAGGUGCUGUACAAAGUGUACAAGGUUAGGAGCUCGUACAUGACGAAUGGCGAGAGCAAGCCCAUGCUGGCUCUGUUGACCGAUAAGACUCUCUAUUUAACCGGUAGCAAGGGUGGCUUAACCUACAGCAACCACUUUGUUAUCCCGUACAAUGAGCUCGACGUCAUUCUGAUCGGGCCUAACGCACAAACGGUUCUCAUAUCGAACGCUGACUACGAAAUGCAGUAUCUCUUUUCAACGGGAAGCAAAAGAACCACCUCAGAGCUCAUUGGACAUUUGGAAAUGGCUAUGCGGGGAUCUCCGUCGAAGCCUAGACUACCGGCGGUCAAGGAGUUGCACUACGACGACAUGCACAUGCUCAGACACUCCAUUUUAGCCGAUACGGCGGUUCACGCGGAUGAAAAAAUUGAGCACUACAGCUUGAUAUUCAUGGAAGAUGAACACAUCUCUCCACCGACGUCCCCCUGUGGGCCCACGAAAGAGGGUGACCUCAUGUUUAGGAGCCACAGCUACGUAUCAGGCUCGACCUCGGCGGCGAGCCCCUGGGAGGCUGGUUACUUUGUACUGAAAGGUGGUGUGGUCUACAUGUUCACCGACAGUAAUCAGAGGCUGCCAAGGCGUGCCAUACCACUGAAGGGCGGUCUCUGCCAGGGAUGCCGUAGAAUUCCCAACUCGCACCGGCCCCACACCUUUGAGAUUCUCCUCAAACCCAACAAAUCUUUCCAGUUCGCCGCCCCGGACGAGUACGUGGCGUCCGAGUGGCUGCAAAGCUUCAUCCAGAGCGCCUCUGGCCUGUUUGACUGCUCCGAGAACAGAGACCCACUGCCUUGCAGCCUAAUCGUCACUUCGGGCCACCUGGUGGCAAUGAAGGAGGUCUUUCCUGGUACCCAGCGCGGUCAGACGCUCUCCUGCGCCAGCAUCGAGGACCUCUCGGCCUUCCGGGUACCCCUUUCGCAACAGUCCUGGUGCAUACUGGAGUUUGCAUGCAGAGAAGUUCACGAGAGCAGCGGAGACUGGGUCGUGUACUUUUCGAGCCACAGGGAGCAGCGGGCGUUCCAGAGGGUUCUCGAGCGUCUCUGGACAAACGCUAAACUGGGGGAGUUCCCAGUGAGCAGUUUACCGGCCGAGGAGAAACUCUACAGUCGGUGCUCGAGCGCGAACAAGGCCCUCGAACAGGCUUGGCAGCACCUGCUGCCGUCGGAGACAGAUUAGCAGUUAAAAUUACUCGACAGAUUUGAGAUCGGCGCGAUCUUCAAGUCGUUGUUUUUUCAUUGAAAACAAUGUGUGUGAGGGGUGGGGGGGGGAGUGACAAGUCGGCAAAACCAAAAAACUAUACAUAGUACUAUUCGUACCUCAUAUCGUCGCUUCUGUAUACGCUGAAUCGUUGUGUUACCUAGGCCAAUAUAUAUAUAUAAUUAUAUAGUGCUCUCGUGUUAUUGGGACAUGUAAUGGAAUCUCU